AUGAAAACUGUUGUGAUUGUUUUGCUGUCCGCUGUUCCCCUUGCCACCUGCCUGCGAGGUCCACCAGGUGACAACCCGGAGAAAGUUUAUGUAGUCCACAACAACCCGUUUGGAGCUUAUUCCUGGUACGGGCAAGGCGGUGUCAGCGACAAGGGAGACUAUCGCGGCAACAAGGGGGACUGCGGCGGCGGCCGAGGGGUGGAGGCCCAGGCGGACGGGGCGGUGCCGGAGGUUACGCUGGUUCAGGUGGCGCCGGAGGUCACGGAGGGGCCGGGGGGCCGGGAGGUGCAGCAGGUUUCAGAGGGAUGGGAGGUGCCGGUGGUGCCGGGGGGAGAGGAGGAGCAGGAGGUUCCGGGGGGCCAGGGGGAUCGGGAGGCUCGGGGGGGGGCGGGAGGUUCUGGAGGCACCUGGGGGCCGGGUGGUUCAGGAGGUUCCGGGGGAGUGGGAGGUGCAGGAGGUUCCGGGGGCGCGGGAGGUGAAGGAGGUGCCGGGGGGGCGGGAGGUCAUGGAGGUUACGGCGGGCCGGGAGGUCACGGAGAACCCGGGAGGCCGGGAGGAGCAGGACAUUUAGGGAGUCCAGGAGGAGCGGGAAGUCCCGGGCAGCCGGGAACAGCAGAUGGUGUUGGGGGGGGGCGGGAGGUGCAGGAGGUGCAGGGGGAAGUCCAUAAGAAGUGGUGGCCUGGGGUACUCGGUGACGGCCAAGGGUGGCAUCGGAGGUCACGGGGGCCACAC
Messenger RNA from Iphiclides podalirius (scarce swallowtail), 732 nucleotides. The record is from the annotation of a GenBank genome assembly. Lineage: Eukaryota; Metazoa; Arthropoda; Insecta; Lepidoptera; Papilionidae.